Molecule: messenger RNA, 961 nt
Organism: Frieseomelitta varia
Lineage: Eukaryota; Metazoa; Arthropoda; Insecta; Hymenoptera; Apidae
Exons: 3
Coding region: 372-755 (127 amino acids)
Source: RefSeq, a predicted model, not a curated record
GACGAGGAUGACUCGAGUUACGGCAGCCGGCAGAGAGCCACCCUGUCCAACACCGCGUGUCAUCCGCAAUACGUCGUGUCGUAACGAGUAGUAUAUCCGAAAAUCCACAGUAUAACAUAAUAAUCAUCUGCUCGAUCGUAACGAGGGACUUGAACAGACCGUUUAACCGCGAGACUCAACGACAAGGGAUCGUCGGGCGUUUCUUUUUCCGAGCUACCGAGCGGAAAACCGGCCAGUUUCGAAAAAGAAAAAGAAACAAAACACUCUCUUCCUCGAUCUAGCUCUCCCUCUGCCUCUGGCGAGAGUCUCGAGGAAGAUAUAGGGACGACCCGACCACCAGCAGCUGCAGCCACGGUCGCAAAUCACGACUUAUGCGUCUGUACCGAGCAGAAACAUCCAGGAUAUCAUCCAGAGGGAAAGGAUCGGUGUACAGCAAAGGCGGCGGUAGUAGGACACUGUCCAAGCGAUUUCUAAACGGCAACAUCAUCACUUUCGAUCGGUCUAAUCGUUCGUUACGAACCACUUGUGAGUUAACAACACCAACCUUGUACUCAGGCUUUCUUAGGGGCACAAGCAACGGACAGGCAGCGUGUAUGAUCAUUGAAGAAUAUCCCCCUCUGCCCACCAAACCGAGGCAAUAUUUGCAUCAAGAUACCACCCAACGAUUUCUGAAUCAUCUAGUCCUGCCUAAGCACAGGACCUCAAAAUUUUCCAGUAAUAGGCAUCGAAAGCUACAGCCGUUCAGAGAAACGUGACUGGUGUCAGCGGGUAGUGCGGCACUCGUUACCGCAGACAACGAAAAUCACCCUGACUCGACACGUAACGAGCUACCAUCGGGUAGCCAUUGCCUGGCAACGUCGCUGCACAGCAAUCAAACUGCCGCUGGGAAACGUGGAAAGUAGAUCCAGAAGGACGCGGACGAAGACGUUACCUACUUGAACGAGAGGGAGAGCGAGAGCGG